AUUUACUUCUUCUAGACUCUUCUCUUUCUCUUCUCACUCUAAGGGGGUGCCCUGAGAUCACAUUGAGCAAUGGUGAAGGCUGUGGCAGUUCUUGGCAACAGUACUGAGGGUGUCAAUGGAAAAAUUUUCUUCACUCAGGAGGGAAAUGGCCUAACCACUGUAACUGGAUUUGUUACUGGUCUUUCGCCCGGUUUUCAUGGCUUCCAUAUACACGCCUUGGGGGACACUACCAAUGGUUGUCUGUCAACUGGAGAACAUUUCGAUCCUAUUGGCAAGGUGCAUGGUGGCCCUACGGAUGUCAAUCGCCAUGCUGGUGAUCUAGGGAAUCUCGAUGUCGCUGGUGAUGGAAAAGUCAGCUUCUCUAUUACUGUCAGUCAGGUAUGUUAUUCAUCUCCUAAUCAAUAUGUCUGA
Molecule: messenger RNA, 411 nt
Organism: Cajanus cajan (pigeon pea)
Lineage: Eukaryota; Viridiplantae; Streptophyta; Magnoliopsida; Fabales; Fabaceae
Source: RefSeq, a predicted model, not a curated record